This is a messenger RNA of Pundamilia nyererei, 6310 nucleotides long. It is a transcript of the gene cachd1, whose product is annotated as cache domain containing 1. Bases 345 to 4265 code for a protein of 1306 amino acids. Gene Ontology annotation, molecular function: voltage-gated calcium channel activity. Lineage: Eukaryota; Metazoa; Chordata; Actinopteri; Cichliformes; Cichlidae. Gene Ontology annotation, cellular component: voltage-gated calcium channel complex. The transcript is spliced from 27 exons. The record is from RefSeq and is a predicted model, not a curated record.
UACUUUCACCCCCUUUGUGGUGACUCUCCGGCUCACACACACUUUGCCAGACUUCCAGGAGUUGGAGGCACUGAUCGAAGAGGGAACACCGACAACGUAAGGGGGAAGAAAAGAAAGAAUAAACAUAUUCCCUGCCCCGCAUGGAUUUGCUUUCUUCUCUGGAGGGAUUUCAAGGAGGUGCAAUGAUUUGUGUCGCUGGGAAUUCUGGAGACUUGUACCGGAGAGAAAGGGCACACGUACUCUACGCUGCAAAGUUGUAAAAGUAGUUUCCCUUGAAGUUCCCCCCCUCAAAACCACCCGUUCUGACUCCGUGCUUCUCCAGUUUGUAAACCCCCUCAACCAUCAUGGCGAGGCGGUCAGCGGAGAAACCUCUGUUUUUGAGACCGAACGCGCGCGCUGCUUUUCGGGAUAAACACAUUGGCUCGCGCGGAGGCUUCAUGGCUUUUUCGCGGAGCUUCGUGUUAAUCUGCUUGGCUCUUUCUAGUGGAUAUUGCGGAGCCGAGACGGAGUUUUCCAUCCUGGAAGAAGCGCAAGUCUUGGCCGAACAGAUGAAAAAGCUGUCCUCUCAGGAGCUGGGAGUCUUCACUAUGCAGAGGAUUUUCAGCUCGUUCGUUUACACCGAGAAGACAUCAAACGGAGAGACAGAAGUCCAGCAGCUGGCCAAGAAGAUUCGGGAGAAGUUUAACAGAUACCUGGAUGUGGUGAACAGGAACAAGCAGGUGGUGGAAGCCUCGUACACCGCCCACCUCACCUCUCCGCUUACUGCCAUACAGGACUGCUGCGCCAUACCAGCAUCAAUGAUGGAGUUUGAUGGAAACUUCAAUAUCAAUGUCUCCAAGACCAUCUGCUGUGACAGACUUUCCCCCACCGUCAACAACCGAGCUUUCAACCCCGGACGGGACCUCAACUCAGUGUUGGCAGACAACCUGAAGUCCAACCCGGGUAUAAAGUGGCAGUACUUCAGCUCGGAGGAGGGCAUUUUCACAGUCUUCCCCGCCCACAAGUUCCACUGUAAAGGAAACUACGAGCACCGCAGCAGGCCUGUGUACGUUUCUGCAGUGCGUCCACAGUCUAAACACAUUGUGGUUAUGAUCGACCACGGAGCCUCCAUAACUGACACCCAGCUUCAGAUCGCCAAGGACUCAGCGCUUGUUAUCCUGAAUGCCAUAGAUGAGCAUGACAAGAUCUCCAUACUUUCGGUGGCAGAGACCGUUCGCUCCUGCUCUCUAGACCAGUGUUACAAAAGUCUGCUGUCUCCAGCCACCAGCGAGACGAAAAGGAAGAUGAGCACCUUUGUGUCAAACGUCAAGGCGUCUGAUGGAGCCACGCAGCAUGCAGCUGGCUUCGAGAAGGCCUUCCAGCUGCUUCGAAACACCACCAGUCACAACAAACAGAGCACCACAGACAUGGUGAUCAUUUACUUGUCGUCUGGCGUCACGUCUCGAGAAUCAUCGGAGCUGGUGAAGAGAGCCACGCUCAGUGUGGUCCGGCAGGAGAACCGGCACCUCAACAACUCUGUCAUGAUCCUCACGUAUGCUCUCAUGAAUGAGGGAAUUACAGGCCUGAAGGAGCUGGCCUUCCUGAGGGACCUCUCCGAGCAGAACUCAUUGAAGUACGGCGUUGACCGAACAUCUGACCGAGACCGCUCGUCUGGGUCAGCAGGAGCUUCAGUAAUGCCGGUGGUGAAGGGCAGCAUGAUGGUGCUGAACCAACUGAGCAACCUGGAAACGACAGUGGGGCGUUUUUACAUCAAUCUGCCCAAUCGCAUGAUUGACCUGGCUCGCUUCAGCCUACCCUACACCGACCCGAUGGGAGAUGGAUUUAUUAUGACUGUGAGCCGGCCAUGUUAUUUUGGUAACCAGCUCCUGGGAGUGGUUGGGGUGGAUGUGAACUUGGCGUACAUCUUGGAGGAUGUUACAUACUAUCAAGACUCGCUCGCGUCAUACACCUUCCUUAUUGACAACAAAGGCUACACCCUCAUGCACCCCUCUCUGACACGGCCCUACCUGAUGACAGAGCCUCCUCUGCACACAGAUAUUAUCCAUUAUGAGAACAUCCCAGGGUUCCCUGCCGUCCGGCAGAACAUCCUCAGUCUCCCUUUGGGCAGUCAGAUCAUUGAAGUGCCCCUUAACUCCUCUCUGUCCUGGCACACCAACCGUCUCAGGGACAACAGCAAGGAUGCGUACAAUGUCAGCUAUGCCUGGAAACUGGUUCAGGACACGUCGUUCAUCCUGUGCAUUGUGUACAUUCAGCCCGAGAUUCCAGUGAAGCAGCUGAAAAACCUGAACACAGCUCCCAGCUCCAAGCUGCUCUAUCAUCGUUUGGACCUGUUGGGUCAGCCCAGCUCCUGUCUGCACUUUAAACAGCUUGCCACCGUUGAGUCCCCAACUGUGAUGUUGGCAGCUGGUAGUUUUUCUUCACCCUAUGAGCAUCUCAGUCAGCCAGAAACAAAGCGUAUGGUGGAGCACUACACUGCCUACCUGAGUGAUAACACCAGGCUCAUAGCCAACCCAGGCCUCAAGUCCUCUGUCAGGAACGAGGUUAUGGCAACUAGUCAUGUUACGGAUGAGUGGAUGACACUAAUGGAAAUGAGUAGCCUCAACUGCUACAUUGUGCGCCGUUACAUAGCAACGCCCAGUGGGGUGCUCCGGAUUUACCCAGGAUCUCUGAUGGACAAAGCCUUCGACCCAACCCGCAGACAAUGGUACCAGCAUGCUGUGGCUAACCCUGGCCUCAUCACCUUCACGGGGCCGUACCUGGAUGUGGGCGGGGCCGGAUACGUUGUCACAAUCAGCCACACCAUCCAUGCCUCCAGCUCUCAAAUGGCACCUGGCUACGCUGUUGCAGUGAUGGGUAUAGACUUCACCCUUCGCUACUUCUACAAGGUCCUCCUGGACCUGGUGCCCAUCUGCAACCAGGACAAAGGCAAUAAGAUCAGGUGCUUCAUAAUGGAGGACAGAGGGUACCUGGUUGCUCACCCGACUCUCAUUGACCCCAAAGGUCAUGCCCCAGCAGAGCAACAGCACAUCACACACAAGGAGCCACUGGUGGCCAAUGACAUCCUAAACCACCCCAACUUUGUCAAGAAAAACCUCUGCAACAGCUUCAGUGACCGCACAGUCCAGCGCUUCUACAAAUUCAACACCAGCAUUGUGGGGGACCUCACCAACCUGGUCCAUGGUAGCCAUUGUUCUAAAUACCGCCUUACCAGAAUCCCCGGCACCAACGCCUUUGCCGGCAUUGUGAACGAGACGUGCGACUCCUUGGCGUUCUGUGCCUGCAGCACGGUAGACCGGCUGUGUCUCAACUGCCACAGAAUGGAGCAGAAUGAGUGCGAGUGUCCCUGUGAGUGCCCUCUGGAGGUCAACGAGUGUACAGGCAACCUCACCAAUGCUGAGAACAGGAAUCCCAGCUGCGAGGUGCAUCAAGAGCCUGUCAGUCUGAAUGUGAUUGAUCCCAGCCUGCACGACACGCUGCCCCAGUGUAUCAACACCCGCUGUAGCCAGAGAUACACCAGCAGUGACUGUUUCGGUGUGCUGGACUGCGAGUGGUGCAUGGUGGACAGUGAUGGGAAGACUCACCUCGACAAGCCUUACUGUGCCCUGCAGAAGGAGUGUUUCGGCGGCAUUGUUGGUGCCAAAAGUCCCUAUGCAGAUGGCUUGGGGCUUAUGGAUGAGGAGGUAGCCUCUUUGAACAUGAUCAAGAGCGCCCCUGUGGGUCCAGUGGCUGGGGGCAUUAUGGGAUGCAUCAUGGUGCUGGUGCUGGCUGUGUAUGCAUACAGACACCAGAUUCACAGGCGCUCGCACCAGCACAUGUCUCCGCUAGCUGCGCAGGAAAUGUCGGUGAGAAUGUCCAACCUUGAUAAUGAAAGAGAUGAGAGGGAUGAAGACAGUCACGAGGACAGAGGAAUCAUCAGCAAUACUCGAUUCAUAGCUGCAGUGAUCGAGAGACACACUCACACUCCCGAGCGGAGACGGAGGUACUGGGGGCGGUCCGGGACAGAGAGUGACCAUGGCUACAGCACCAUGAGCCCGCAGGAGGACAGCGAGAAUCCGCCUGGAAACAACGACCCGCUUUCGGCCGGCGUUGACGUUGGCAACCACGAUGACGACCUGGACCUGGACACUCCCCCGCAGACAGCGGCAUUGCUCAGCCACAAGUUCCACCCCUACCGGCACUCGCACGCGCACCACCACCCGCUGCACACGCAUACGCACCACCUGCAAGCGGCGGUGACGGUGCAUAGCGUGGACGCAGAGUGCUGAUCCUCCUGAAAGGACCGGAACUGUUCUUUUGUUUUGUUUUUGUUUUUUAUUAAACAUAAAAAAAGACAGUGGUGUGUAAGUAGAGAGCACACACAGUUGGAGGGAGACGCCACAGGUAGACUUAGUGACGCUUCAAGAUCUCAUUGUGCCAUCAUCUCAGUCUUGAGCCCUCUUUCAUUUAACCACAUUUAAAAGCGGACACGUGUAUGCGGCCGCACUUGGGCCAGUGGAUGUAACCAAGUGGGACUUCCUGUUAUUUUUCUGAAGGACUCGAGAUUAAGAGCACGUAACAGCCUUCAGACGCAUACAGAAAAGCUGCGUGAGCCCAUUUUUUGGCUUUCACUGAGGACGGGACACAACUGGAAGCUAAAAGCCUUCUUGGGGGAGGUCAAAGAUUGUUAUUAUUCUCCAGGACCAGUGGAUUUUUACAGUACAAGCACUCAUGUCGGACCCCUUUUUAAAACAGGGCUAAAUCCCGAACUCCACACAGGUUGGAACAUUUAUGGAAACUGUGGGACAUCUCUGAAGGGGAGUGAAAAUACUGCAUUUUUGAAAAGUGAACUGGAUCUAGUGAGAUUCUAAAACAGCCUCUAUUUCAACUUUACUCUCCAUGAAGAAGCUCUGGAGUUUGUUUUAUUCUUUUUUUCUUUGUUUUCUCUGAAAAGCAGCUGCCUUUAUCCAAAGCAGUGGCUGCUGGUCUGACACACAGCAGUGUGGCACGAUAUCUGGACUUUUCCAUGAAUGUUUGUGAACUUCAAAGUAGGAAGAAAAGGCUUCAAUAUUCACAGAAACGCAAGAAGAAACACUUUAAAGAGGAAAAUAUUAUUUUUCUACUAUUUAUUAAAGGUAGAUUUUCAAGAGAGGAAAGCAGCGCAAAUAUGACAGCAGUCGGGGUGCAUCAGACACACCGGCCCACUUCCUGCAACCAGUGCAUUAAUUUUUGGGACUCAUUAUUUUUCUGUUUUGUUUUUUUUUUCCUUGCUUAAAAUAUCUGUGAAUUUAUUUUUGAAUUUUAAGAAUAUCAGUACUAUAACAGGGAUUAUUCUCAUUUCUUUUUUUACCUGACCGAGGGAUUCCAGUGCAGCUCGUUUGCAUUUUCUUUUAAAUGUUCUGUUUACUUUCUUUCAGCAGGAGCAUAAUUGAAUAAUCUCCUUUGGAUCCCCAUUUCUAAGUGCACUCAGCGGUCAGUCCAUGAGGUACACUGGUCCAGGCACAACAGUCCUGCUGUAAAUUCGACUUUUAUGACACUUCAUUUCACUGUUCAUUUGAUUCUGUUUCUCCAUGCUGAGGUCAAAGGUGACAUUUCCCCCCUCAUGUACACAAGUAGGAAAACACUUCUUACUCUAGAGCCUUACCUUUUAUGAUGAAAGUAUUUUCUUUAUGAAAGCAUCACCAAUAUUUACAGCUUUUUAAAGAUCAGUGUUAAAGCAGGGCUGUUGUGUUGAAUUGCACCAUCUUGUUCUGGCGUACCUUAAAGCGGCCUCCCAGUAGGGAGAUCUGCUCCUGUUCAGACUUGCUGGAAAACAUCCUCUUUGUGAUCUCGUCAUGUUUUCGAGAGGUAGAACUUCUGUAUUCGCUGCCCUUUUUUUGAGCCUCCUGGGGACUGGGCGAGGAUGACACCAGCGCAUAAAAAAGAAACCAUAACCAAAAGAAAAACAGAAGAAUAGACAAUCCCUGGCUUUCGUCACUGCUGGGAAUUUGGUGUGUGAGGAUUAGCAGAGACCCUCACAGAGAAUGAGUGCUGUCCACUCUGUCUGCCUGAAUAAGAAAAACCAGUACAGAGUGCUUCUUGUUUUAUCACAACCUUUCACUUUUGAGGCUAAGCUAAUGCUCUGGGUGUGUGUCUGUUAGGGUUGUGCGGAUUUUUAUACAAAACGGAAUUAAAUUUCCACCCAAGAUAACCAAGAUGGAAGUCUCCUCGUCAAAGAGGGAAAAGGAGAUGCUGCUGCUGUUUUACAGAGGUUACACCCCAUCAGUUGGCUCCUCUGUGGUUAACCACUCAAAAAUGUAUUUUUUACAGAGUGAGUGUGUGUUUGUGUUGGAGA